Messenger RNA from Dissoconium aciculare CBS 342.82, 1098 nucleotides. RefSeq lists its product as uncharacterized. The transcript has a single exon. Lineage: Eukaryota; Fungi; Ascomycota; Dothideomycetes; Mycosphaerellales; Dissoconiaceae. The coding region runs from base 278 to 982 and encodes 234 amino acids. The record is from RefSeq and is a predicted model, not a curated record.
CGAGUACUCCACGCAGAUCUCGCCAAGUGCCAAGGUUCGCAGCUGGAGCAUUGCUGACGCUGCUCAUGCCGAUGGCCCGGUGAAUGCUUGGAAUCAUGCUUUGUCGUCCUCGUUGGUCGAUUCUCAUGUACGGAUAUUAAGAGCAGCUCUGCAACCUGUGCUUGACCAUCUUUCAACUCUGAUCUAAACGCCGAAUUUUCUCUCCAACCGUAAGGUUUUCUUCUCGCCGUUCAUCGAACCCAGCAGAGGUCGCCUUCAAAAGGCAAGCUUUACGCAAAUGGCGAGCAUACAUAGUGGCCUUCAGGUCGUUCCAACACCAGAUUACUCUCUACCGCAACCUGAGGACCCAGACCGAUUGCUGCCAGAGUUUGACAAGCACCACAAUUUUCAAUAUACGCCGGUUUCUAGCCGAAUCUGGAGUGAAUCUGAUUACCCGGUCAAACAAUCACCACCACUACAAGCUCGUAUCUUCGGCAUGACGCCGCUGGUAUGGACUAUCCUUGUCGCUUCAAUCACAGCCAUGAUCGUCGGCGCCGCAGUGGGAGCCGGUUUGGGAACUCGGCUUCAUGAGGUCCCCGAUCACUGCGACAAAUCACCGUUGCCAUUGUCUGAGGUUGAUACAGCUGGUCUGUUGCUAAACUACACUGUCGCCAGGCCGCAAGAGAUCUACAACGUGACCGAUCCCUGCACCGCAGCGCGCACCGGACAAUUCAUCGCAGCCAAUGGUGGCGCAUGGACCACGGAUUGUGAUAAAGGCUGGACAGGCGGAGACGUGGCCAACAUCUGGGCGUAUGCAUACGAGGAGUGUAUCAACGCCUGCGCAAGCAUCAAUUACCGACUCAAGUCGAACAAUAGAUGUAUAAGAAUCCAGUGGGUCAAGAAUUUCGCGAGUGCACCCAUGUUCGGAAAUUGCUUUCUCAAAGACAACCACUCGACACCCAUCACAAACGAUCAAGGUUGGAUUUCGGCGCAAUUGAAUUGAAUCGGGUAUUGGGUAUGGAACCGAUCGUGUUGAUGGGCGAUGAAUGGGGUUAUGUGAUGAUAAUUAAUGAUUCAAUAGAUGAGAUAUUUGAAGAACGCAUAGUGAAUAUAUUCUUG